This is a messenger RNA of Vanrija pseudolonga, 1303 nucleotides long. RefSeq lists its product as uncharacterized. The transcript is spliced from 3 exons. The record is from RefSeq and is a predicted model, not a curated record. Lineage: Eukaryota; Fungi; Basidiomycota; Tremellomycetes; Trichosporonales; Trichosporonaceae. The coding region runs from base 26 to 1252 and encodes 408 amino acids.
CCCUCGUACACUGCAAACACACGCAAUGCGCCCCGCUACCCGUAUCGCGCUCAACGCCCAGCGGACGGCUUACCGUCGCCCACUAGCUGCCGCCCGCCCUCGCGUCGUCUCCACGCAGCUACAAGGGGUCCGAUUCAACUCAUCAGCAGGUGGAGGGGCGUCAAACAGUCACGUCGUCGGUGCCAACUAUGCUGUCCUGUCGGCAAUCGGGGCGCUCGCGAUCGCCGGAUACUUCUACAUCAAGCCGAUCAGAGAGGUAGCCAACAAGCUCAACACUGCCCUCGACAGCAUCGGCAACCUUGGUGAGAAGGCCAAGGAUGUCGCCAAUCAGGCCGUUGAGAAGGGGACCGAAGUCGCAAAGAAGGGAGCAGACCCAGCUGGUGUUGACUCUGUCGGUGAUAUCGCCAAAGCCGCCAAAAGUGCUUUCCCGGGCGUGGCGACGGCAGUCAUCGGCGGCGGCUCCCUAAGCGGAUUGCUUUCAGGCCUGAGCGACAAGGACCUUGCGGGUACGAUCGAGAAGCUCAAGGCAUUCAGCAAUGAUGAAGUCAAGAAACUGCUCGACAAGGUUCAGAAGGCCAUCAAGGAGGCGGAUGGCAAAGUUGAGAAUGUCAAGUGGGGCCAGCUGGCCCAGAGUCUCUCGGACGAGUUUGGCAAGGAGUACCAGGGCUACAUCGACAUGAUCGUUGGCUCUGUGCCGUCCACUGAAGACCUCGAGAAGUAUGUCAAGAAGAUCAAGGACGAGCAUGCCGACCAGCUCAAGCAGCUGGAGGCAGCUGCAGCCAAGGUCUACAAGUCCGUCGAGAAGGCCAUCAAGGACGGCGACGACGCCGGCAAGGCUUUCGUCAAGGGUGUUCAGAACGCCACACCCGAGGAUGUCGAGAAGCUCGUCGGCGACCUCAAGAAGACUGCCCAGGAGGCGGGCCUACCCGCUGAUCAAAUCGAGUCAUGGAUCAAGGACAAGGCCAAGGACAGCGCGGCCUAUGCCCAGCAACUCCAAGACCAGUUCAACAAGUACAUCGACUUUGUGCCCGAACCCGAGGUGAUCGUCAAGCAGGCCACCGCGCUCAGCCCCGCGCUGGGCAAGAUUGUCGAGGAGCUUGUGAAGGAGGCGCAAGCAAAGGUCGAGGACGGAAAGAAGGUCCUGGAGAAGGGAAAGAAGGAGGUUGAGAAGGGUGGCGACAAGGCCAAGAAGGCCGUUGACGACACGGCCAAGAAGGUCGGCGAGAAGGCGAAGAACGCAUCAAAGGAGUAGUGUGGUAGCCCCGCAUGCAGUUGUCAAAGUGCUAUGUGGAGCAAGGAAGAG